This is a messenger RNA of Ornithodoros turicata, 2455 nucleotides long. RefSeq names its product urocanate hydratase-like. NCBI's taxonomy places the organism in Eukaryota, Metazoa, Arthropoda, Arachnida, Ixodida, Argasidae. Gene Ontology annotation, molecular function: urocanate hydratase activity. Gene Ontology annotation, biological process: L-histidine catabolic process. The transcript is spliced from 22 exons. The record is from RefSeq and is a predicted model, not a curated record. Bases 317 to 2359 code for a protein of 680 amino acids.
UCAUUUCUAAGAGUGUAGGUCGCAUCAGGCAGAAACUUGUAAAAAAGAAAAUUCGUCGAUUGGUGCACCCAUUCGCGAAUUAUUUAGCCCGGGGACGUAACUGAAACACCUGGAAUAGGCAGAAGACGAGUCCAUUCUGGAAGCGUGGAAUGUAAGCUGCUCAGAGCUUCAUUCUCCCGAACUCAACCUUGAGACAAUGGGUUCCGAUAAGCGAACAAGAUUGUGGGACCCUCAAUGGCUUUGGAGAUAGCGAGAUGAGAGAUCAGGAGGAGAAUAUACGUGCGGUGCGAGAGGCCACUGUCCGAGAAGACAAACGAUGAGCAACAGCAUCAGCGAUACCUUGAAGGCACUCUGUGCAGGGAUACCUGUGUCCCCGCUGCCAUCAAAAAGAAAGAGGGACGAGAAGCUACCUCACGCACCGGUUCGUAGCGCACCUCUUAGCAACGAGGAGAGACAGAUAGCGCUGAGGAAUGCCCUUCGGUACUUCCCUGCCAGCGUUCAUGCCGUUCUUGCUCCGGAGUUUGCCCAAGAGCUCAAGGACUAUGGACACAUCUACAUGUAUCGCUUCAUCCCUGAUAUCCCGAUGCGAGCAUACCCGAUCAACGUGUACCCAGCGAAAACGCCCCAGGCCGCUGCAAUAAUGUUGAUGAUUAUGAACAACCUGGAUCCACAAGUGGCCCAGUUUCCUGAGGAGUUGGUUACUUACGGGGGAAACGGACAAGUUCUCUCGAACUGGGCACAGUUCUACCUGGUGAUGCAGUAUCUGUCAAGUAUGACUGAGGAACAGACGCUAGUCAUGUAUUCCGGCCAUCCUUUGGGCCUCUUUCCUUGUCUGGGCCCCAACGCACCCCGACUGGUCAUCACUAACGGUAUGGUUAUACCUAACCACUCCAGACCAGAGGACUACAACAAGAUGUUCGCCAUGGGAGUCAGCAUGUAUGGUCAAAUGACAGCUGGCAGCUAUUGUUACAUUGGGCCCCAAGGAAUUGUGCACGGGACAACGAUUACUGUCAUGAAUGCUGGGCGGAAGUAUUUAAAUCUGUCGGACCUUCGAGGGAAAGUGUUCGUGACCUCUGGUCUUGGUGGUAUGAGUGGUGCUCAGGCAAAGGCAUCAGUCAUUGCUAACGGUAUAGGGGUUAUUGCUGAGGUAUCGAGAGAAGCCACGUUCAAGAGACACCGGCAGGGAUGGCUGGAUGAAGUUAUUGAAGAUUUGGACGAGCUCAUGCAUAGGAUUCGUGAAGCGAAGAGUAAGAAGCAAGUGGUCAGCAUCGGCUACAUUGGCAACAUUGUUGACCUGUGGGAACGGCUUAGUUUGGAAGCAGAGAAAACGGGCGAGCUCCUAGUUGAAUUGGGAUCUGACCAAACUUCUUGCCACAAUCCCUUCAAUGGAGGUUACUAUCCUGUCCAGUUGAGCUACGAAGAAGCAAACGAGAAAAUGCGCAGCGACCCGCGAAACUUCAAGAUGCUGGUUCAGGAAAGCUUGCGAAGACACGUGGCUGCGAUCAACAAGCUGGCAAAACGAGGCAUGUGCUUCUGGGACUACGGCAACGCUUUCCUAUUGGAAGCAUCAAGAGCAGGUGCUGAUGUCGCUCGCAAAGGCAUCAAGUUCAGUUAUCCAUCCUACGUCCAAGACAUCAUGGGGGACAUCUUUUCUUUAGGCUUUGGGCCAUUCCGAUGGGUGUGUACCUCGGGCCUUGCUGAGGAUUUGAAAACCACCGACAGGCUAGCUAAAGAAGUACUCCAUCGCCUAAGACAGACAGACGUUCCUGACAAAGUGAAAGAACAGUAUGCUGACAACAUCACUUGGCUCGAAAAGGCAGCAAUUCACAAUCUGGUGGUUGGAUCCCAAGCACGCAUACUGUACUCCGACAGGACGGGUAGGGUUGAAAUUGCUCUGGCAUUCAACAAGGCCAUAAGAGAAGGACAGCUUAAGGGACCAGUAGUGCUCAGCCGUGACCAUCAUGAUGUCAGUGGUGCAGACAGUCCGUACAGAGAAACAUCCAAUGUCUACGACGGAUCAGCUUUUACUGCUGAUAUGGCGGUGCAGAACUUUGUGGGAGACGCCCUCCGAGGAGCAACAUGGGUUGCCCUUCAUAACGGAGGAGGUGUUGGGUGGGGCGAAGUAAUCAACGGAGGAUUCGGCUGUCUCUUAGAUGGCUCAAAGGAAGCUGACGGGCGUGUGACCUCCCUUUUAUCAUGGGACGUCAACAACGGCGUGACAAGGCGCAGCUGGUCUGGCAACCAGAACGCAUUCGACACAAUUCAAAGAGCCAUGAAGGAGGAACCCAAGCUGCGAGUGACUCUGCCCAACCGUUGUGAUGACAGUGUUCUAGAAAAUGCCAUCAAAAUAUUCCAGUGACCAGUCUGAUCUUUUUGAGUACCAUGAACGUCUAGAAAGAGGAACGUCAAUCCCGACGACCAUCGCAACCAAAUAAAUGCACGCUUGUAACAAGGA